AUGGAUUCAUACCAGCAACAACAACCUCACGGCGGUUACAUGAGGCCAGCUCAACCACCACCUCCUCCUCCGCCACACACGGCGGAUCCCCAUCAACAACAACACCACCAGUAUCAUCAGAUGCCGCCUCCUCCUCCUCAAGGCCCCUGGUUCACACCUCAAUUUCAGUACCAGACUCCUUCUCCUCCACAGCAGUGGCCUCCACCUCAGACUCCUCCUCCUCCUCCUCCGUCAAAUCCUUAUUCCUAUCAUCCCAACCAGUUCCCUCCUCCACCACCUCCUCAUCAUGCUCGUCCUCCUCCUCCUCCUCCUCAGUUCCAGCCUCACUCUCACAUUCCCCAGCCUUAUCCUCAGGAAUGGAACAACAACCCUGGCUGGCCUCAAAACCAAGCGUAUCCAGUCCAUACGAAUGAAGAAGAUUGGGCCGCCAAGGCCAGAGCGUGGGCCGAUGCUAAGUCUGCAAUGGAAACUCAGCAUCCACAAUCACAUUAUUCACAUGCUGGAAGAGUGCCAGAGCAAACCCAUUAUCAUGAUCCAUAUCAGCAAUCUGUAGACCCACGUUAUACCGAUGCUCAAAACCAGUCCCAUCCAUCAUCAGGCUAUCAACAAUUUUCCUUCGUAGAUCCAGCUAUGCAGCGAAAUUCAGGACAUUCCCAGGAGGCUGUAUCCGUCAGUUUAGAAGCAGCUUAUACUUCAGAUGGACAUUCAUACAGUGCUAGAGACGGGACCAGCAUCGGAGAUCCAACUGUCUCGUUUGAACAAGCAAACUUCCCUACAAAUCCAUCAGUUCAUCCGCAGGAGGUACCUACUAGUUAUAGUUCUGUUGCAGGUAAAGAGGCUGCUGAUCAGGUUCAACAGUCAUAUGCAAUGUUUCCUUUGCCAAGUUCUUCAUCUCAAGAACAAUACCAUGCACAACCAUCAAUGCAUGCACCAUCCUUUGCACCCCAUAGCCAUUCUGUUGACUCAUCUACCAAUCUUGCUGAUCAACCUUUAGAUUUUGCACCUAGGUUUGGUCGUGACAAUGACCUGCAAAUGCAAUCAACUUAUAGUCAUCAUGAUUCUGCUUCUUCAAUGAAUAACUGGGGUGCUCCAGUGGGACCUGGUGUUGGUUAUCCACCAAUACCUCCAAAUCUUUCCUCAGGGCCACAGCAUGAUCCUUCUUUUACUACUCCUGGUCAUGUAGCUGCACCAUAUGGAAGGUUUCCUGGAGCUGGUCACCCUUCAACAAUUCCACCAAAUGGUGCACCCUAUUCCCUUAGCACAGUAGCUACUGUUCAUCCUACUGCAGCUUUCUCUGCUGAUGCAUAUGGAAUUUCUGGUGUCCCUGAACGUCCUAAGAAGGCGUCAGUCCCUAACUGGCUUAGAGAGGAAAUAAAGAAAACAGUCAUUGCCACUCCUUCCGCAGAUCAUCCAAAGGUGGAAGAAACACUUGUGAGUGAUGACAUUGAUAAAUCAUAUACGAAAGCUGAAGACGAGACAGAUAGUAAAAGUGUUGAUUCGUCCAGAUCAGCUGAGGAUGAAGAUGACGAGGAGGUUGAAGUGGCUAGAACUGCAGCAAUCAACCAGGAAAUAAAAAAAAUUCUUACCGAAGUUCUUUUAAAGGUUACUGAUGAAUUGUUUGAUGAAAUUGCAACUAAAGUUCUUAGUGAAGAUGAUUUGACUGCUGAAGUGGAUCAUAAUGUUGCCACUUCAAACCAUAAGGCAUCAACCUCUCCACCCUCUGCUCCGGUUCCUAAGGCAACUGCUAAAGUUUUAGUUCCAGUUAAAGCAAAGGGAAUAGAGAAUGAUGGUGCCAAUGAAAAAUCUAAUUCCAGUUCUCCUGGAGAUGUUUUAGGUCUUGGAAAUUAUGGUUCGGAUGCUGAUGAUGAAAUUGAGAGUUCCACUGUGCCUGAUCCUGCAAAAGAUGCUGCAUAUAUGGUGAAUAAUGUAGUAAAAACCAACUCAUCGCUAUCCAGAAAUGGCAAUGGUGCUGCUAUUGAUGAAUUACACGGCGCUAAGAUAACCAAAGAAUCUGAUAAUUCAGAUUCUUCCAAGGUAGUUUCUAAAGAUACUAGGGAUAAUGGACUUGAAGCAAUAGAAAGAAGCCAUGAUAGAUUUAAUGGUUUUAGCUCGAAAGACAUGUCAGGGGUGCCAAGAUCUGAAUUGCCUGGAAAGAACGGCAUGGAGAAAGCAACAGAUGACCAUCUUGGUAAGGAAAGCAGAAGAAAAUCUGAGAAAAAUGACCGACAUGACAGGAGUUCUUCGGAGAAGGAUUUUAAGGAGGUAAAAAGUAGUCAUAGGACCAGGACAGACGAAAAAAGUGAUGAGAGCAAAAGAAGGAAGGAGGAAAGAAACCAUAAAAAGGAACAAACAGAUCACAUCAGUGAGUCAAAAGAAAGAGUAAAAGAGCAUAAUGUAAAGCACGGGGAAAAGGAAAAGGAACCCGAAUCAAGGAAAAGGUCCUCCCGUGAUGAUGUCAGGGAUGAUAGGAAGGGAGCAGAAAAACCUCAUAGAGGUAGUACCAUGGAAGAUACUAGCCGGAGAAAGGAACAUGCAAAGGAUAAGGGGGAGCAUAAAUCUAGGCGAAGGGAAGCUAGUGAUCAUGACAGGCAUAGAAGAAGACGUUCGUCGUCAGUAAGCAGUAGGGGUAGAACCAGCAAGGAUCAUCUAGUUAAUCAUGCUGAUGAUUCAAGUGGUGAAGGCUCAGAUGGUUCAAAAAGGAAGCUGCAUUCAAGAAAGCGUGACUUGUCACCAUCUCCAGUCAGGUCUAAAAGAAGACAAGUUUCGCGGUCUCCUCAUAGCAAGCGUUCUCAGCGCAGGCAUUCUCCCUAUUCUUCUCUUGAUAAUUCCAGGGGAAGAAGGUCAAGAUCCAGAUCACCUGCAUUUCAUGUGGAGCUUUGGUCAAUUUGGCUAUCUGGGUUUCUUUUGAUACUUCUUUCGCUAUAUGCAACACAAAGACUACCUUCACUCAACAAGGAUCAUGGCAGAGUUUACAAUAAAAAUGAUGUUUUGGAUUCUGGAAACCUUAGCAUUACCAUAUUCACAGCUCCUAAGCCUUUUAUGGACUCUACCGGGACUAGGCAGACGCUCGCUGUUCGGUCAUGGUUGGCUUUGUCUCCAUAUGUUACUGUUGUUUUGUAUAGUCAACAUCCUUCUGUCGCUUCCUUUGCAAAUGCUUUUGACUCCGGCCGGGUUUUAGUUGAUACCAACAUCGACUUCACCUUCCUUGGCAGUCCUUUUUUCCAUUCCAUGAUUGCAAAAUCGUGCUCAUUUCCUUCAGACAUAUUUGUUAUAAUUGAUCCUGAAACAAUUAUCCUUUCCGGAUUCAUCUCCUCGCUAAAUCAUGUCUGUGAACUCAACCGCGAUUGGCUUCUCGUUGCUUCACCUCAAUAUGCUUCCAAUUUGAAUAAUACGAAACAAGUGAGAGUUCAAGAGAAAAUACUACAACAGAAUCGGCCGUGGAAUCAUUGUUGUAACGCAGAACGAAUGCUUAUAGCAUGGAAUAACAAGGAUAUGCCUCUACAUAAUGGAGUUCUUCCACCUUUCAUCUAUGGUAAAGGUACACACAACAAUUGGAUAAUUCACGAGGCUAUUUCAUCCGAGUUCAGGUUUGUGUUUGAUGCUAGUUCAACCAUCGAAAGUUUCAAUCUGAAUAACGCCACAUUUGAGAAUUCAACUUCUUUAGAUAUCGAAAAUAGAAAGUGGGAGUACAUUGGUAAUUCACAUUUAGGAGAACACUAUGGAUCAUUCUUCUAUAGUGAAGCUUAUUACUCAAACCUACCCAAACUUUUGACUUGUGAAAACCAAUAUAUUAUGGUUGACAUCAAGAAAAACAUUGUUUAUCCAAUUGGACACCGAGGGGAAGUUAAGCGGAUGAAGGAAAAUGCAAUGCAUUGCAUUGCUCAUCAGAAAUCAGUGACCAGAAUUUCAGAUUUUUCUCUAAAGGAUCGAAAGAAAAUUUCAUCGUCUUUGGAGCUUCCGUUUUCCUUAGAAUCACUUCUGUCUAUCACCGCAGACAGAAAUAAAACAAUUGUACUAACAGUUUCUGGUUAUAGCUACAAGGAUAUGCUCAUGAGUUGGGUUUGCAGAUUAAGAAAAUUGUCCAUCGAAAAUUUUAUCGUCUCCGCCCUUGAUCAAGAAACUUAUCAAUUCUCCAUCUUGCAGGGAAUUCCGGUUUUCAAAGAUCCUAUAGCUCCAAGUGAUAUUAGUUUUGAUGAUUGCCACUUCGGAACAAAGUGCUUCCAAAGGGUCACAAAAGUGAAAUCAAGAAUUGUUUUGAAGAUGCUCAAACUAGGAUACAAUGUACUACUUAGUGAUGUGGAUACAUAUUGGUUCAGAAACCCUAUUCCUUUACUUCACUCCUUUGGCCCCGCAGUUCUUGUCGCACAGUCCGAUGAAUACCAAGAACAUGGACCGAUAAACCUACCUAGACGUUUGAACUCCGGCUUCUAUUAUGCUCAUUCUGAUAAUCAAACAAUUGCUGCCGUACAGAAAGUGGUAAAGCAUGCAGAAACUUCAGGCUUAUCUGAGCAACCAAGCUUCUAUGACAUAUUAUGUGGAAACGGAGGGUCCAACCGUGUCGGCGAUGACAAAUGUAAGGAACCUGAAACAAAUGUGACAGUGCAUUUCUUAGACAGAAACCUUUUUCCUAAUGGUGCUUACCAAAACCUGUGGCAAGAAAAAAAUGUCAAAGCAACAUGUUUAAAGAAAGGAUGUUACAUUAUUCACAACAAUUGGAUCAGCGGGAGGCUGAAGAAACUUGCACGCCAAGUUUCGUCUGGUUUAUGGGAGUAUGAUCCUAGCACAAGAAUGUGUUUGCAGAGUUUGCGCAGUAUCAAACCACGGGAUCAUUAA
Molecule: messenger RNA, 4833 nt
Organism: Lathyrus sativus (Indian pea)
Lineage: Eukaryota; Viridiplantae; Streptophyta; Magnoliopsida; Fabales; Fabaceae
Source: the annotation of a GenBank genome assembly